AUGUCUACCACGGUUGAAAAGAUCAAGGCCAUCGAGGAUGAGAUGGCCAGAACCCAAAAGAACAAGGCCACCUCUUUCCACUUGGGUCAAUUGAAAGCUAAGCUGGCCAAGUUGAGACGUGAGCUGCUGACUAGUGCAUCAUCAAGCUCCGGUGGUGGUGGUGGUGUUGGUUUCGAUGUUGCCAGAACAGGUGUUGCUAGUGUUGGUUUUGUUGGGUUCCCUUCUGUUGGUAAAUCCACUUUACUUUCAAAGUUGACAGGUACUGAGUCUGAAGCUGCAGAAUAUGAGUUUACCACAUUGGUCACUGUUCCUGGUGUUAUUCGUUAUAAAGGUGCCAAAAUUCAAAUGCUGGAUCUACCGGGUAUCAUUGACGGUGCCAAGGAUGGUAGAGGUCGUGGUAAACAAGUUAUUGCCGUUGCAAGAACGUGUAACUUGCUUUUCAUUGUAUUAGAUGUCAACAAGCCAUUGCACCACAAGCAGAUCAUUGAAAAAGAAUUGGAAGGUGUCGGUAUUAGAUUGAAUAAAGAACCUCCUAAUAUUGUCAUCAAGAAGAAGGAGAAAGGUGGUAUAUCUAUAACAAAUACUGUUCCACUUACACAUUUGGGUAACGACGAAAUCAGAGCUGUGAUGAGUGAAUAUAGAAUCAAUAGUGCAGAAAUUGCUUUCAGAUGUGAUGCUACUGUCGACGACUUAAUUGAUGUCCUAGAAGCCCCAACUAGAAGAUACAUGCCAGCUAUUUAUGUGCUGAAUAAAAUUGAUGCACUAUCUUUAGAAGAAUUGGAAUUGCUAUAUAGAAUUCCUAACGCUGUUCCAAUCUCUUCAGGAAAGGAAUGGAAUUUAGACGAACUGCUUCAGGUCAUGUGGGAUAGAUUGAACCUGGUACGUAUAUACACUAAGCCAAAGGGUAGAAUACCUGAUUUUAAUGAUCCAGUUGUCUUGAGAUCAGAUCGUUGCUCUGUCAAGGAUUUCUGUAACCAAAUUCACAAGUCGCUGGUAGAUGAAUUUAGAAAUGCAUUGGUUUAUGGUAGCAGUGUCAAGCAUCAGCCUCAAUAUGUUGGUUUGAAUCACAUUUUGGAAGAUGAGGAUGUUGUUACAAUCUUGAAGAAAUAG
Messenger RNA from Nakaseomyces glabratus, 1110 nucleotides. It is a transcript of the gene RBG1, whose product is annotated as GTP-binding protein RBG1. Gene Ontology annotation, biological process: cytoplasmic translation. Gene Ontology annotation, molecular function: GTPase activity; GTP binding. The record is from RefSeq and is a predicted model, not a curated record. Gene Ontology annotation, cellular component: cytoplasm. Lineage: Eukaryota; Fungi; Ascomycota; Saccharomycetes; Saccharomycetales; Saccharomycetaceae.